CGAAGGGUCCUCAACACCGGACACAUACACACGUGUGUCGUGCGCCAUAAAGAUGGCGGACCUACAGAUGAAGCUUCUCCGCAAGAAAAUUCAGAAAAGAAGUGAAAAGAACAAAGAGCGCAAACUACUCCAGACACAGACAGAGGACACAGAGGCCGUGAACUCAAACGGAUUGGCAGAGGAGUGUUGUGAGGAACCAGCAGCUGUUUGUAAAGCUGACAGCAAGCCCAAGACAAAAAAGAAGAAGCAGCUUGGGGUACCAUUGGAAGGGACCACAUCAGAGGAAACUUCUCUGAAGAAGAAGAAGACAAAGAAGAAAAGAAAGCUUGCUGACACUGCUGAAUCACCAGCUGAGAAGAAGACCAAAACAGUGAAAGAAGCAGAGGAGGAGGAGGAGGGAGCAGCAACAUUAGCAGAUGGAGAGCAGGCUACUGAAAAUCCAGACGAAGCUUCAGAUGAAGAAGAAGAGGACAAAACUGGAGAGGGGGAUGAUGAAGAGGAUGAUCAACCUGAAUUACCAUCUGGCUUGACAGGAGCAUUUGAGGACACAUCCUUUGCCUCCCUUGCUGAGCUGGUAAGUGAGAGCACGCUGAAAGGAGUAAAGGAGAUGGGCUUCGAACACAUGACUGAGAUUCAGCACAAAAGUAUCCGUCCCCUGCUGGAAGGAAGGGACGUUCUGGCUGCUGCCAAGACAGGUAGUGGUAAAACUUUGGCCUUCCUCAUCCCAUCUAUAGAGCUCAUCUACAAACUCAAGUUCAUGCCCAGGAAUGGCACUGGUGUAGUGAUCCUAUCACCCACACGUGAGUUGGCAAUGCAGACUUAUGGUGUGCUGAAGGAGCUGAUGACACACCAUGUGCACACCUUUGGUCUGAUCAUGGGGGGCAGCAACCGCUCAGCUGAGGCCCAAAGACUGGCCAACGGUGUCAACAUCCUGGUGGCUACACCUGGCCGUCUACUGGACCAUCUGCAGAAUACCCCAGGCUUCAUGUUCAAGAACCUCCAGUGUCUGAUCAUUGAUGAGGCUGACCGUAUCUUAGAGGUGGGCUUCGAAGAGGAACUGAAGCAGAUCAUCAAACUGCUGCCAAAGAAGAGACAGACGAUGCUGUUUUCAGCCACUCAGACCCGUAAAGUGGAGGAUUUGGCUCGCAUCUCCCUGAAGAAAGAGCCCCUUUAUGUCGGCGUAGAUGACAACAAAGACAAUGCCACUGUUGAUGGCCUGGAGCAGGGUUAUGUGGUGUGUCCAUCAGAGAAGCGCUUCCUGCUACUCUUCACCUUCCUGAAGAAGAACCGCAAGAAGAAGCUCAUGGUCUUUUUCUCCUCCUGUAUGUCUGUGAAAUUCCACUAUGAACUACUCAACUAUAUUGACCUGCCUGUCAUGGCCAUCCAUGGCAAGCAGAAGCAGACCAAACGUACCACCACCUUCUUCCAGUUCUGCAACGCUGACUCAGGCAUCCUGCUGUGUACUGACGUGGCAGCUCGAGGCCUGGACAUCCCUGAGGUGGACUGGAUCGUCCAGUACGACCCCCCAGAUGACCCCAAGGAGUACAUCCACAGGGUGGGCAGAACAGCCAGAGGCAUCAAUGGCAGAGGCCACGCGCUCCUCAUCCUCCGACCAGAGGAGCUGGGAUUCCUCCGCUUCCUGAAACAGGCCAAGGUCCCAUUGAGCGAGUUUGACUUUUCUUGGAGUAAAAUCUCUGAUAUCCAGUCCCAGCUGGAGAAGCUGAUUGAGAAGAACUAUUACCUCCACAAGUCAGCCCAAGAGGCCUACAAGUCCUACGUGAGGGCUUAUGACUCUCAUUCGCUCAAACAGAUCUACAGCGUCAACACCCUCAACCUCCCCAUGGUGGCACUGUCCUUUGGCUUUAAAGUUCCUCCAUAUGUUGAUCUGAACGUCCACAGCAGUAAAGGUGCAAAGUUGCAGAAGCGCGGCGGUGGAGGCGGUUUUGGAUACCAGAAGUCCAAGAAUGCACAAAAAGCCAGAAUCUUUAAGCAUGUCAACAAAGGAAAGGGUGACAGGAGGCAAUUCUCCCGCUGAACCCCUUCAAAUAAACUCCUCCUGGACUGAUUCCUCUGCUGUGUAUUUGAAGAACUGCCCUUUUUUAUUACAUGAACUUCCUGCUUUGAACAGGGUGCUUAUAGUGUGUAGGGCACAUCUCUCUCUGACGUCAGUUAGGCCCAGCUGUCCUCCUAAGAGUUGUUUCCAAUAAUUUUUUGUAAAUGUAAACAUUGUGAAUGUUGUGUUGAAGAGGCCGCUGCAUUCCUUGUGUGUGCCACUGUGGACUUCAGAUCAACAAAAAUACUCACUUUUCUAACCUUUCUUCAUUUCACCUGACUGGAAGAUUAAAUCUCUAUUGACUUUAAAUAUAUAAACUUUGCUGAUGCUAAUUUCAAUGAAGCCACUUGAUAGAAGCCACAUAAGGUGCUGAUGUUUGUUUUUUAUUAUACAUCAUAUUAUUACAGCAUCAAUACAUUCCUGCAGAGCUGAAGGACUCUUCCUAUGCAUGUCGUCAAACAAAGCAACUGGCAGGCACACAGAUAGGAUCAGGGAUAAUUAGCUACACAUUACAAUGUUAAACACGCACCUUUUAAAGUAAAUCACAGUCAUCAGAAAUAUAUACAGUAACCAAAUGUUCCCUUUAGUUUAAAGGUUCUGUAUGCAACAUUCAGAGCAUUAAUAUAGCAGCUAACCACCAUUUGUUGAGUAAGGAUAUAGUGGAAUAAUGGCGUCCUGAGCACAGAAUGAAGUCAUGCUCUUCUGUGUGUUGUAAUCAGAGCUUUUCGUACUCCUUUUCCACCAAAUUAGCUCUGGUUCUUGAACCUGUUCCGUUCAGGAUUCUUGGAACCUUGGUGAUAUGUGGUGAACCAGCCUGCGUUUCCAUCAGUUUUGGGCAGAACCAGUGUAAUCAAGAUGUGCCGUAGCCGGAGGGUGUUGCACAAUGUACAUUUAGAGUAGUGGAGUAGUAGCAAUUGUGAAUUACACUGAUUACCUGCAAACUUUUGUUCUGAUACUAGAUAUUUUUACCCUAAAAAAAGCAUGCCCAACUAUAAAUGAGACCACUGCAGCUCUUUUUGGUCUUUCUCACUUGCCCUCUCCAUGAUUUUGCCUGUUCCCUCUUCUCAUUAUUACACACCUGCUAAUGUUAUGAUUUGUGCUUUAGGUCAAGAAAACCUGCUUCUUUUGGUUCCAGCUUAGAACCAACUAUUCUGGAUUCUGAACCAAUUUGUUUUUUGUCGAAAUGCUCUGAAUGAUUAAAAAUUAGGCGCAGGAACCAGAGCAGAACCAGUUUCAUGUAGGUAGAAAAAUGGUAUCAGCGGUUUGGCAUGUGUGAUGGCUAGCUAAUCACACAGCAGUUACUACUGAUAUGAUUAGAGGUAUAGUGCCCAUCAUCCAGUCACCUAGUUAACGCCAUUAUUGUUGGGAGUUCAUGUAGUUAGCACCGUUAGCUGCUAGCCACUGGCUCAGUCCCCUUAAUGUUAAGAACUAUGUACACACAACUCAUACACUAUGAAUUUUGCAUACAGCCCCUUUAACCCCUUUGUGCCCACAACUGAAAUUUUAACUUUAUUUUAAUGGAAGUGUUCUCUGGGCUUACCAAAGGACAAAUCUGAAGAACUUAAAAAAGAAGAAAAAAAGUCACACCAUUUUGAUGGAAAAUGAGUUUUUCAUAUUGUACUAUAUUUAGUCUCAUGAUAAAAUGGUUGAGUCUCAGACACAAGGCACACAAUUGCAUAUUUGGUAUCUGUAAACUCAUAAUUUCAAUAUCACAGACUUGGACAUACAUGCAGUCAAAAAAUACUUUGUUGGAAGACAUUUGAUAAGCACACUGUGCCAGUUUUACAGACUUAUUAAAUAUAGUACUAACACAAAUGAUUCAUUCUAAAUUAAAGUGAGCUUAAAGGUUUUUAUCACUGAACGUGCAUGAUGGCGCUGUCUUAGGCAUGUGCUCACAUACCACUGACUCGAUGUAAAAUUGUUAGGACAAAAUCAAAAUGUUUUGAUGCUUUGAUUUACUAAAUGGAUUGUAUGGGGGUUUCCCUUUAGUGUUAGCACUGACUAAGCCAUGAUGAACUUCCAUUCCUAAAAACAAACAAUCUAGUUAAAAACACUACAUUCCCCUUUAAAAAACCUGCAAUGCUCCCAAAAUCACCCUCUCCAUACACUGGAUAAAUAUAAAGUGCUGUUGAGAGCCUGCAAAGUGUCCGCCUCAUGUCAGAACUGAAUGCAACAGGAAACCUGUUAAAACAUAUUAGCACUUUUCCCACUCAAUCCAAAGAAGUUGAAGUAACUCUAAGGACAAAGUGUCUCACUCAUCUUUAGUUGCUCCAAGAGCAAACCCCACUUAAACAGGACGUAAGCUGACCAGUAACCUUUUUCAAGAACUGAAUUAGUCCCACUUCUCUCAUUCAUCCCAGAGUUGAGGAGUAAAAAGUACACACCAAAUUUACAGAACAUA
Molecule: messenger RNA, 4454 nt
Organism: Epinephelus moara (kelp grouper)
Lineage: Eukaryota; Metazoa; Chordata; Actinopteri; Perciformes; Serranidae
Gene: ddx18
Product: DEAD (Asp-Glu-Ala-Asp) box polypeptide 18
Exons: 14
Coding region: 53-2035 (660 amino acids)
Biological process (GO): maturation of LSU-rRNA from tricistronic rRNA transcript (SSU-rRNA, 5.8S rRNA, LSU-rRNA)
Cellular component (GO): nucleolus
Molecular function (GO): ATP binding; RNA helicase activity; nucleic acid binding
Source: RefSeq, a predicted model, not a curated record